AACAAAAUAAACUAAAAAGAAAAUAAAUAGAACAUUGAAAAUAUACAAGCUUUUUAUGUCCAUGUUCCGCCCGUGUGCCGGAAAAUGAUGUUUCUGUUUAAUACCGAAUUUUCUUAAUUUACAUUUUUUUCGUUUAUUAUCCAAUGCCCAUCCAUGACAUGUAUAUAAGCGAGCUAUCUCGCGCCAUCUUUUCCACCUAACUAUAUUUUGCGUACCUUCCACUGCGAGUAUAUAUAUAUAUGCUAUAGGGUUAAUGAACAAUAACGCGAGAAAAAGGGCCACAACAUAAAAGUAUGUGAGCGUCCAUUGUUACGUCAGUACAUGUUACUGUGACUUAACAUUCACAAUGCACCGCCUGUUGUUGUGCAGCAUUGUUGUUGUCUUAGUGUUGUUACAACAUAACGUUGUAUUAGGUGAUGCAAACGGUGGAUCAACGUGCGCAGCAUGUUCGUUGAUUGUUGGUUUGGUCGAACAACUCGCUCAAGUUCAUUCCACCGAUGUUAUAACAGCGGCUGAGCAAUAUCUUUGCAACAACUUGCCGUCUCCACUUGAUUCAACAUGCACAGUUUUAUUGGAUAGAUUUGGCCCAUCACUUAUUGAUGCUGCUUACCACAAACAAACACCCGAUAUCAUUUGUCAUAAUAUCGGGCUUUGCACUCAAGAACCAGGCACCAACUUCUGCCAUUUGUUUCCAUUGCCCGAUGGCUUUAAUGGUAAUUACAAGUCACGACCAUAUCCGCCUUUACUUUUAACGAAGGAAGUUCGAUCUAUAGAUGAUUAUCCUAUGUGUGAUCUACCAGGAGUGAAAGAUAUUUGUGAACACAUUAACCGAUUCGCGGACGGCCAUCUUCCCUUACAAGAUAGCGACCUCGACAAGUAUAGCAUUGAUCCAACAUUGAGAGGAUCUCAUUGGAGGGGAAAAGAUUGUGACGACACAAGGAGUGACGUGUACCCAGGAAGACGUCCAAUCAACAUGGAUAUUACUUACGAUUCUAAUUGCAACGGAAUAUAUGGUGCCGAUCCACAAACUGGCCGUCCAUACGAAGAGCUGUAUUGCGCAAACACAAAUCCAAAAGGUGUUGUGAUAUUAGGCGAUUCAGCAGCCGCACAUUUCCAUUUGCCACCUGAGUAUUUUAUGGCAGAAGUCUUAAACAAGGAUACCUUCAAAGAUGUUCUGAUGUUGUUGACUGAUGAGUUCGAUUGGCCGGAACUAUCAGCAAUCACAGCCUUCACUUCAAAUGAGUGGCCAGAAUCCAUCGACGGUCCAGUUGAUUCCAUCUACAUGAAGUUAUACGACAGGAAUAGAUGCAUUCACAGAGAUUUCCAAAAUAUCGGUGUAAAUGGCGCGCGGUCGGGUUCGAUGACAGACAUCGUAAAAAGCUUGGCUCGUAACGCUACUCAAGAUUACCCGCUAUUCAUUGUACUGGCACUAGUUGGAAAUGACGUUUGCAAUGGACACCCAGAUACAAUCGAUCACAUGACCACACCCGAAGAUUACCGAAGCAACAUGAUGACCACUUUACGCUAUUUGGACAACAAUAUUCCUAAAGGCAGCAACGUUAUGCUUGUUGGUUUGGCGGACGGCCGUGUAUUGUGGGAUACUUUACACGACAGAAUGCAUCCAAUCGGUCAAUUAAAUAAGGAUGUGUCGUACAAGAACUUAUACGAUUAUUUAAACUGUUUGGAAGUAUCGCCUUGUACUGGUUGGAUGAACAGCAACGAAACAUUGCGCAACUUAACUUCACAGAGAGCGCAUAACUUAAGUAUUCAAGCAAAGAACAUCGUGGACACCGAACAUUUCCAAAACUUUACCAUGGCUUAUAUGGAUUACGAUGUUCGUGGAUUCAUGGACAUGUGGGAAGACAUGGGUGGACAGGAUUGGGAAGUCAUUGAACCGGUUGAUGGGUUUCAUCCAAGUCAAACCGGACAAUCGUUAACCGCACAAUACAUGUACGACUUGCUCACUACUAACUUUCCGGAUGCUAUCGGCAAAGUCAACGAGAACAAUGAUAAAAUAAUCGCCCAGUUCGGUGGUCAGGGGGGGUAUUAAAGUGGAAGGAAAUGUAAUGUUGGUGAUAUUUGGUAAUUAUUAUUUUGUGGUAAAUAUGUGCGGUGUUAUAUUGAAACGAUAAUAAAAUAAAUAUGAGAUGAA
This is a messenger RNA of Ciona intestinalis (vase tunicate), 2152 nucleotides long. The record is from RefSeq and is a predicted model, not a curated record. NCBI's taxonomy places the organism in Eukaryota, Metazoa, Chordata, Ascidiacea, Phlebobranchia, Cionidae.